AUGUCUUUUGGGGCCAGCGUGAAUGUCCUGCAAUGCCUGAUGGAGCAGCUCAAGCUGGAUGCCAGUGUGGAGAGUAUCAAGGCCUCACAGGCACCUGCAGAGCUUCAACAGUACUGCACGUAAAAUGCCUGCAAGGAUGCCCUGCUGGUAGGUGUUCCAGCUGAAAGCAACACUUUCUGGGAGCUCAGAUCCUGUGCUUUAUUCUAA
Molecule: messenger RNA, 207 nt
Organism: Puma concolor (puma)
Lineage: Eukaryota; Metazoa; Chordata; Mammalia; Carnivora; Felidae
Source: RefSeq, a predicted model, not a curated record